UUGUCCUUUUAUUCCUUAUUUUUUUUAGCAUAUAAAUACUCUAAAAGUCACUUAGUGAAUCCAGAAAGCAUCAAUUCUUUUGAAUCACAGGUCACAAGUGUCUAGUUUUCAGAUCUGGUUUGGCCCGAGGGAAAGCACUGAGGCCCGGAAGCGAUGGGUCAGCGACGCGGCCUGCUGGAGCUGCUGUGUUUGGUUCUGCUGGGCUGGACUCUGGUUCGAGGUCAGGCGGAAACAACAGACCUAAAGCUGGAUGAGGAGGAUGGAGAGGCGGAGGACCCACCCGGAACAGUGAAAAAUGUGGAGCUGCAGAUAUCUUGUCCGGAGAAAUGCAGCUGCAGCGAGGAGGGAGCGGUGGACUGUAAUGGAGUCAGUCUCACUGAAUUCCCACAGGAUUUAUCCGAACAGACCCGUCAGCUGUCCCUGCAGAAUAACCAAAUCACUGAGGUCACGCUGGAGCAUCUGUCACGUCUUCAGCAACUGGAGACCCUAAACCUACAGAACAACCGGCUCACGACACAAGGCCUUGACGAUGAAGGGUUUCAUAUUCUGGAAAGGCUGAGUUAUUUAUACUUGGCAAAUAAUAAGCUCACAGCAGCUCCCAGACACCUCCCUCCCUCUUUGGUCAGCGCUGAUUUCGCUGCUAACCAGCUCAUUAAAAUCUACCCCAACACGUUCGGCCAGAAGCCUGCUCUGAAGUCAGUGUAUCUCCAUAACAACAAGCUAACAGAUGCUGGUCUGCCAGAGAACAUGUUUAAUGGAUCAGACAAUCUCGAGAUCCUCAUCAUGUCCAGUAAUUUCCUCCGUUAUGUCCCUAAGGGUCUACCCACCGCCCUCUACCGCCUACACCUGAAGAACAACAAGCUGGAAAAGAUUCCCGCAGGUGCGUUCGAUAAUUUGUUCCAUCUUCGAGAACUUUACCUGCAAAACAACUUGCUGAGUAAUGAUGGCAUGGACAACGAGACCUUCAGUCACUUGAAAAGUCUGGAAUAUCUGGAUUUGUCUAAUAACAACCUGACCACGGUUCCUCUCGGGCUUCCUCGAAAUCUCAUCCUGCUUCACUUGGAGAAGAAUUCCAUCCAAAGCAUCACAGUAAGCGCACUGACGUCCAUCCGAAACCUGGAGUACCUGCUCCUCCACAACAACCGCCUCCGCUCCCGCUCCAUCCAUCCGGCCGCCUUCCAGGGUCUCAAACGUCUCCACACCGUCCACAUGUACAACAACCUUCUGGAGCGCGUUCCCCGCGGCCUUCCUCGCCGCGCCAAGACCCUCAUGCUGCUCCACAACCUCAUCACCGAGAUCGGACGCAAUGAUCUGAUCACGCUCUACACUCUGACGGAGCUCAACCUCAGCUACAACCGCCUCACCAGCGACAAGCUCCACAGAGAGGCCUUCAGGAAGCUCCGCAUCCUGGAGACCCUGGAUCUGUCGGGAAACAAGCUGCAGAUGCUGCCGUUGGGUCUUCCCAAGAGCCUCCAGGUUUUGAAGGUGAAGGACAAUCAGAUGACCGAGAUACCGGAAGGAGCUCUGAUGGGAAUGGGUUCGCUGAGGGAGCUCUACCUGACCAACAACCAGCUGAAGCUGAACUCCAUCUACCAGGGAGCUUGGCAGGAGCUGAGCGCGCUCACGACACUGGAUCUCUCCGGUAACAUGUUGUCACAUGUUCCUCCUGACCUGCCCGAGUCUCUUGAGUUCCUUCACCUGCAGAACAACAGAAUCAGCUCCGUUUCAGCCACAGCCUUCCUCAACACACCCAACAUCAAAGGCAUCUUCCUCAGAUUUAAUCGUCUCUCAGUUCAUUCGGUGUCCGAAGAGUCUUUUUCUCACCUGUCCCAGCUUCAGGUGUUGGACAUUGGCCACGGUAACAUCUCUCCCAACCGAGGUCAAGCCGGAGAGCAGGUGGAGGAGGAAGAGGAAGAGGAGGAGUUACCAUAUGAAGAAGAGGAGGCGAAACAUUCAUGAGUCACGGAUG
Molecule: messenger RNA, 1969 nt
Organism: Sinocyclocheilus grahami
Lineage: Eukaryota; Metazoa; Chordata; Actinopteri; Cypriniformes; Cyprinidae
Product: podocan-like
Exons: 10
Coding region: 154-1959 (601 amino acids)
Molecular function (GO): protein binding
Source: RefSeq, a predicted model, not a curated record